Molecule: messenger RNA, 279 nt
Organism: Purpureocillium lilacinum
Lineage: Eukaryota; Fungi; Ascomycota; Sordariomycetes; Hypocreales; Ophiocordycipitaceae
Source: RefSeq, a predicted model, not a curated record
AUGUUGACGUGUACAACCAAUUUCCAAGUGACUUGUGCACCUCUUGAGUAUCCCGGAUUAGCAGCUACCGUACCUACGAGCUUAGACGCCGCCGUUGAGCCGCCGCCGCCGACUCCAGGUCUCAGGCGCUGUUAUUCAGUGGAGCGCCAGCGCCGACCCACGCUGAGGCUUCGGUCCAGGAACAAUGGAACCUGGAACAGAUCCGUGAGACGAGUAUCAUCACGCUGGAAGAAACUCACCAGCUCAUGCAAAGCAAAACGUUCGAAACGCACCAGUUAG